Messenger RNA from Adineta ricciae, 720 nucleotides. The record is from the annotation of a GenBank genome assembly. NCBI's taxonomy places the organism in Eukaryota, Metazoa, Rotifera, Eurotatoria, Adinetida, Adinetidae.
AUGAUAAACACCAAUCUCCUAUCUCACACCCAAUCAUCUCAUCCAUGGCGAGCAAAUCCAAAUCAAUUUCGACGAAUUUCUGAGUAUCCUACAGUCCACCAAUACAAUUAUGAACGUCCUCCACUACCGAAAAGAUAUCCUCAACGUAUUUCACAUCGUCGAUCAUCACCAUGGACUCCAAGAGUGGAUUAUUUGCAAAAUUCAUCGCUGACACAAUUUGCUUCAUCAACAUCGCGAGAUAGCUUCGGUUCCUUUUUCAAACCUAAACAUGCUUCAAACAACGAAAAAAAGCAACGAGAGAAAUUCAAUCUGCGUCGUGCUGUUCUACUCUUGUCCUGUUGUCUCGGAGUUCUUUUCCUUCUCGGGUUAUUACUUGCUUUACUCCUUGGACUUCUUCAAAAGAAUCAACCUUCGACAACAACCGUUACAACACACACAACAACAACAACAGUAACAAGUUCUUCUACUACCUCAUCACUAGCAACAACGACUACAACAGACACUAGCACCACAACAGACACGAGCACCACGACGGAAACGACUACAGUAAUAACAAGUACAACAACUUCUACACAGAGUACAACAAGCACGACAUAUACUUCAAGUACAACNAACCGCAAAAUCCAAGUGCAUGGGCAAGUAGAAUUACUACUCAACAGGAAAAUCGACAGCAAGCACCGAAGAUUAGUCGACGAGAGAUUUCCUUACUACGACAAAUGA